Molecule: messenger RNA, 1632 nt
Organism: Kockovaella imperatae
Lineage: Eukaryota; Fungi; Basidiomycota; Tremellomycetes; Tremellales; Cuniculitremaceae
Exons: 5
Coding region: 41-1564 (507 amino acids)
Biological process (GO): mitotic recombination; double-strand break repair via homologous recombination; double-strand break repair via single-strand annealing
Cellular component (GO): nucleus
Source: RefSeq, a predicted model, not a curated record
CAGAUUUGUUUUCAAUCAUGGACAAUAUCAACUGUGGACCAUGAGUCUCUCGACCCAUCUCAUCGAAGCACACGAGAAGAAGCCAUACAUGGCACCUCCUAUAUCUCCAUGGCCCCAGUCAGUCUACAGGGCAGGCCAUCCACCGCAGCCGCCGCAGCCGUUUCAAACACCGGUCAACACGACCAUGAAUGAUGGAGACUCGAGCUGGAUGAUGGGGCAUGGCAUGUCGAGUCAAGUCUCUGGUAUGGGAGGAUUUACAAAAUGGUCAGAGGAGAGGGUGGCAGCUCUUCAAGUCAGGCUCGCUCGAAAGCUUGGGCCAGAGUACGUGACUCAGCGACCUGGACCUUCUGGGGGACCGAAACUGAGCUAUAUCGAAGGGUGGAAAGUCAUCAAUCUCGCGAAUGAAGUCUUCGGAUUCAAUGGCUGGUCCUCAACCAUCAGCUCGCUCACUACAGAUUUCAUCGAUGUCAAUAAGGAAGGUCGUGCAUCGGUCAACGUCACAGCUAUCGUCCGCAUCACCUUGGCUGAUGGAUGCUGGCACGAGGAUGUGGGCUGUGGACAAGGCGAGAACCAGCGCAGCAAAGCAGCAGCCCUGGACAAGGCCAAAAAGGAGGCUGUGACAGAUGCUACGAAGAGGGCACUCAAAACCUUUGGCAAUGUACUCGGAUUGUGCCUUUAUGAUAAGAGUUAUACGAGUGAGGUCGUGCGCAUGAAGGUUCCUCAGGUCAAAUUCAACCCCAGGGAUCUCGAGCGACGACCCGAAUUCGUAGAACCAGAUGCUCCUGGGCCUUCACGCCCCACAGCCAUCCCAAGCCAUAUGCCCAACGUCUCCCGUCCGCCUGCACCUCAGCAAGCUCACUCUGUCCGAGAGUUACGACCAGACACACCUCAAGCGCCGGAUACUCCUCUCAAAGAGAUUCAAGAGCUAGGCGAGGAUGUCUUCAUGGACGAAAGCUUUGACGCCGAAUUUCUCGACGAGCAAGACGAGCUAUUCUAUCAGGACAGACUUCAAGCCAAUACACGUCAGAACGUGGCACAAGGUCCUCAGAACCCAGCAACAUCAGCUCCUGCAUAUCAGCACCGCCAUCGCCCAGAUCUCCCGCCACCGAAUUUGGCUGCGCGAGGAGAGUUUACGAGGUCAGUGUCGGAUCCUGCGCAGAAAUUGGAGAAUGGGCGACAUCUAGGCCCUCGCGAUUCAGGCCUUGGGAACCGUGCCGCUGCAGUUAGCGAAAGGGGCGGCAUGGAACCAAAGCCAAUGCGCAUGCCGAUGCCUCGCCCCCAGAGUAAUUCCUCAGCCGGAAAAUCUGCUCGAGCUCUCGCCAUUUCAUCCGCUCUGGCUGCCCAAGGUGUUCGACCGCCACUGCCUGGCCCACCUCGAGCCGAGUCACCUCGUAUCCCUUCUGGGGGUGUGGCAUCCCUCUCGGCCCGAACUACGGGCCAAAUGACGGCGCGGGCAGCGGCUCUAGGUUUGGAAGGCAACGAGGGAAUCCCAACGGGCGAUUAUCAAGGAUUCGGCAGUGCCAGGGGAUUCAAGAGGACAAGAUCGAUUGAGGAGAGGCCGUGAGUCGCGAUUCAGUUACUCUGGGCAUUAUUCUGAUAGACCGUGUAGCGGAGCAUCGCCCUCCAAGUCAG